UGUCAAUUAAAUAGUCUUUUAUUCGCUGUAUAGAGAAGGUCCGGAUGAAGACUCGACUAAGGAAAAUACAUAAAAUAUUUUGUUACCAUAGUCUUGCGGGAAUUGAUGAUAGCAACAUUGGAACAUCUUGGCGCAUGCGCAUUAGAUUAGUCAGUACCAUACCAAAAUCGAAUAGCGAUUAUGCCUUUCUAAAGAUGGACUCAAUAAUGGGAUUACAAGUUAAUGACUAAGAAAAUUAUGUCUUACGUUCUAUUUGGGCCAAAAAUGAUAUUAACACAUUGAAAUAAAUCGCCAUACGAUGUCACUGUGGUGGAAAAGGUAAUGAAACGUGAAACCCAGGAUUAACCAGGAGGACUUCUAGAAGCUGCCAUUAUGCUUGAAAAGACGCUGUUCUUCCCCGUAAUAUUCUCAGCGUUGUUUAUCCAACAGAUAACGGCUCAACCGGAAUAUCCGAUAGGUGCUAUAUUCGACACAACAGAGGAUGCCCAAAGAGCUGAACAGUUUUUCAACUUCUCCGUUGAAUAUUACAAAAAGCAAGAGGGAAUCAGAACAACAUUUGUCCAAAGAAUAGAAAGAAUAUAUCGCCAGGAAAGCUUUGAAAUUAGCAAAAAACUAUGCAUCCUAUUGCGCAAUGGAAUGUUCGCCCUGUUUGGAAUCACAAAUUCGAGGCAUAUAAUAGACUCAUACAGUGAAACAUUCCACAUGCCUUAUAUUUCACCAAGUCUUCCGCGGCUGAAUUCGAACAGCCGAUAUCUGCUGCACAUGCGCCCUCUAUAUUCUCAAGCCAUGAUUGACGUAAUACAUCACUACGGCUGGACGUCACUAAGUUUGAUAUAUGACAGCGACGAAGCGCUUUCCAGACUAGAUAUGUUGUAUCAGGCAAGUGAUGAGAAAAAUAUUGAAUUGAGUGUUGAUUUGAAGAGAAUAAGUGAUCCAAAUGAUGCAUACGAGACUCUAAGGCAUGUAGAUAGUUUAGCACAUGCAUCAACGAGGUAUAUCGUCCUAGAUCUGACUUCCGAGGAGGCUGUAUCAAGCGUCCUUCAGCAAAUAAGGGAUCUUGGAAUGAAUAGAGGAAAUUAUCAUUACCUGAUAGCAGGACUGACCAUAGACCAAGAUGAACUUCGGGGUUUUAGACACGGAGGGGUUAACAUUACAGCGUUUAGACUAAUAGAUCUAAAGAAUAGAGAAAUUGCGAAAUUUUAUGAUAAGUUUCAAAAAGCAAUAGGCUCAAAGUCCAAAAAAUCAAAACAAAUAAAGAAAGGGAAAGUUCUAAAGAUGCAAAGUGCAUUGAUGGUCGAUUCAAUGAAUGCUUUCGUAUAUGCAAUGGGGACUCUUGAUACGGGAAAGUUUAGGGGGACCAUACGGCGCCGCAAAUUCUACAAUAAUGGCUCAGAGGGCAUAAGUUGUGCUGGCAGUUUGGCCAGCAGUACAGUAUCACCAUGGGAACAUGGUGAAUACAUUAUGGAAGCAUUAAAAAAGGUUAAGUUGCAAGGUCUGUCAGGGCAUGUUGAGUUUGACAAGAAUGGAUUUAGGAAGAAUUACACAUUAGAUGUUAUUGGAGUGAGUUUAAAAACUGGCCCUGAGGUGAUUGGCUCCUGGAAUGACCAGACAGGCCUAUCGCUUGCACCAGUCACGGCAGUGAAUGACGAUAUCAUCAGUAAUUUGGCGAAUAAAACACUCCGGGUCACCACCAUCUUGACUCCCCCUUAUGCUUCCCUAAGAGAGCAAGACGCAACGGAGGAUCAGUACGUUGGAAAUGAUAGAUACGAAGGAUAUUGUAUCGAACUUGCUGCAGAACUUGCAGCUCAUGUAGGUUUUAAGUAUGAGAUCAUACCAGUCGCUGACGAAAAAUACGGGGCUGUGGAAAACGGGACAUGGAAUGGCAUGGUUGGGGAGCUUAUCGACAAAGUUGCUGAUAUGGCGAUCGCUCCACUAACAAUAUCAUCACAGAGGGAGAGAGUGAUAGACUUCUCCAAACCCUUCAUGAGCUUAGGGAUAAGCAUUAUGAUAAAGAAGCCAGAAAAACAAAAGCCAGGAGUGUUCUCAUUCAUGGACCCCUUGUCCACCGAGAUUUGGAUGUGCAUCGUUUUUUCGUUCAUCGGCGUGAGCGUAGUCAUGUUCCUAGUCAGUCGUUUCAGCCCAUACGAAUGGCACUUGGAGGAGAGAGUUACGGGGAUGACAGUCUCAAAUGACUUCACAAUGUUCAAUAGUUUGUGGUUCUCGCUGGGGGCCCUUAUGCAACAAGGCAGUGAUAUAUCCCCAAGGUCGAUAUCAGGACGCAUCGCUGGGUCAGUUUGGUGGUUUUUCACUCUUAUUACCAUAUCGUCUUAUACUGCUAACCUAGCUGCUUUCUUAACCGUUGAACGAAUGGUAUCUCCCAUAGAAUCAGCUGAUGAUCUCGCGAGACAAUCCGAGAUUGCAUAUGGAACAGUUGACUCUGGAUCAACUAAAGAAUUUUUCAAAAAUUCAAAAUUAGACAUUUACAAGAAAAUGUGGACAGUCAUGAACACCUCAAGCGACGUAUUCGUCCCAAACACUCAGGCUGGAGUUGACAAAGUCAGAAAAUCAAAGGGAAAAUAUGCGUUUCUAUUGGAGUCCUCAAUGAACGACUACCACAACCAAAGGAAACCCUGCAAUACGAUGAUUGUCGGUGGCAAUCUAGACGAUAAAGGAUAUGGCAUUGCAACGCCAUUAAACUCUAAUCUGAGAGAAAAAAUCAGUUUAGCGGUGCUGCAGCUUCGAGAAAAAGGAGUAUUAGCCAAAUUGCAGAAGAAAUGGUGGUUUGACAAAGGAGAGUGUGGCCAUUCCGACGUGAAGGGCUCAACCCAAAAUGCAUUGACGCUAAGCAAUGUUGCUGGGAUAUUCUACAUACUAAUAGGGGGCUUGGGUCUUUCGAUGGUCGUCUCACUACUCGAGUUCUUCUAUAAAUCAAAAACAGAGGCUCGGAAACGAAAGACAUCGUUGUCAAGUGCUAUGAAAACCAAAGCGAGGCUCUCCAUCCGGGGAUCAUCAGAAACAGAAAAUGGCGGGUAUAUGUAUUCACCACCUCAAUAUAAAGAGACAUUGGGCUAUAACACACACACCGAGGUGUAACAGAAACAUUGGGCUAUAACACACAC
Messenger RNA from Owenia fusiformis, 3119 nucleotides. The record is from the annotation of a GenBank genome assembly. Lineage: Eukaryota; Metazoa; Annelida; Polychaeta; Sabellida; Oweniidae.